Juglans regia (Persian walnut) is the source of this 1555-nucleotide messenger RNA. RefSeq names its product N-acetyl-D-glucosamine kinase-like. The coding region runs from base 271 to 1338 and encodes 355 amino acids. The transcript has 7 exons. Lineage: Eukaryota; Viridiplantae; Streptophyta; Magnoliopsida; Fagales; Juglandaceae. The record is from RefSeq and is a predicted model, not a curated record.
AAUAGUGGAGUUCGUCAGUAGCGUUUGGCACAUUUGCCGUCCGAAUCCCACCCUCGCGUGUUUGUAUUUUCCUUGGCGCAAACAGUAACGCCUGCUCUCUCUACCUGUAUCUGUCUCUGCCAGGGACCUUAUUGUUACCCAAAAUUCUGACUCCUCCACGGUCGUGUUCUGUUCUGUCCUUGUUGUCCAUUUCUUCUUCGGUCCUUGUCUCUUGCUCUUUUGAAACCAAAUCAGACACAAAAGGGGUGCCACUGAGAAUAAGUGCGGGUGAUGAAGAGGCAUAGGAAUGGGGAAAUCUGGGACUUCGAGCACGAAUUGCCAGCGGUGGCAGCCAAUCAGUGCGGGGUAGAUGUCGUGCUUGGAUUGGACGGCGGCACGACCUCGACCGUGUGCGUAUGUAUGCCCGUCAUUCCCUGUUCACACUCUCAUUUUCCUGACCCUCUCCCCGUCCUCGCUCGCGCUGUUGCCGGCUGCUCCAACCACAACAGUGUAGGCGAAACUGCCGCAAGGGAAACUUUGGAGCAAGUUAUGGCAGAUGCACUUGCAAAGUCAGGUUUAAAUCGGACUGCCGUUCGAGCUGUUUGUCUAGCUGUAUCUGGAGUUAACCAUCCCACGGAUCAGCAAAGAAUUAUAGAUUGGCUUAGUGAUAUAUUUCCCAGCCGCGUACAACUAUAUGUUCAGAAUGAUGCCGUUGCAGCUCUAGCAAGUGGGACUAUGGGAAAGCUUCAUGGUUGUGUUUUAAUUGCUGGUACAGGGACCAUUGCUUAUGGAUUCACAGAAGAUGGUCGUGAAGCUCGGGCUGCUGGUGCAGGUCCCAUCUUAGGUGAUUGGGGAAGUGGAUAUGGAAUAGCUGCGCAGGCAUUAACUGCCAUCGUAAGGGCUCAUGAUGGUCGCGGUCCACAUACAAUGCUUACAAGUUGUAUUUUACAGACGCUUGACCUUGUUUCUCCAGAUGAACUCAUUGGGUGGACCUAUGCAGAUCCAUCCUGGGCUCGCAUUGCAGCACUGGUUCCAGUUGUUGUUUCUUGUGCGGAGGCAGGUGAUGAGGUUGCAAAUACGAUCUUGCUAGAUUCAGUCCAAGAGCUGGCUUCAAGCGUGAAAGCUGUUGUUCAAAGACUUGGUUUGUGUGGUGAAGAUGGGAAAGACUAUUUUCCGCUUGUAAUGGUUGGUGGCGUUCUUGAAGCAAAUAAGAGAUGGGAUAUAGGGAAGGAAGUCAUGAACUACAUCUCGAAGGACUACCCUGGGGUACAGGCAAUUAGGCCGACGGUGGAGCCUGCAGUUGGGGCUGCUCUGCUAGCCUGGAGUUUCUUCAUGAAAGAAUCCAAGAAAAGUUCAUAGAAGCUAAAGGUCAGUGAUUCAAAACAAUUCAUUAAUUGUACAGUGACCGGGACAGAGGCUACUGUAAAAGAAGUAUGCGUUGUGUAAUUGAAAAUAAUGAUGAUUAUCCAUAUUUUCUCCUUACAGUGGAAGGCAUUUAUACUCAUGAAAUGCUUAUAGUGAUUUGAACAAAAUAAUUUAACUGUGCUAAAAGUGAGUGAUUUAUUUUGUUGCCUAA